AUGACCAGUGAUGGCGCGCGCGAGGGCAGCUGCCUCAAGCUCUGCUUCGUCAUGGCCACGAUUCGGGCUGUCAAGAGGUGUACUAACGAAUCUUCUCCUAGAGCAUCAUCCCCCGUCAACACCCCCAGCACGGGCGUGAGCACCGGUCGCCCCUCCUCCCCCCCUCCUCCCGGCGGCGCACGAACUGCCAUCCGACGACGAGCCGCUGCCGACCAGAAGGAGAAGAUCGCCAAUGUCCGUCCCAGCAGCACAAGAGCCGCCGGCGCCGGUGGUAGCACCAGCACGAUGCUGCGCCUCUACACCGACGAGUCCCCUGGUCUGAAGGUUGACCCCGUCGUUGUUCUUGUUCUGUCUUUGGUCUUCAUUUUCAGCGUUGUCGCUUUACACAUCAUCGCCAAGAUCACGCGAAAGUUUUCCACCUAA
Truncatella angustata is the source of this 423-nucleotide messenger RNA. RefSeq names its product Sec61beta family-domain-containing protein. The record is from RefSeq and is a predicted model, not a curated record. Gene Ontology annotation, cellular component: Sec61 translocon complex. Gene Ontology annotation, biological process: intracellular protein transport. Bases 1 to 423 code for a protein of 140 amino acids. The transcript has 3 exons. Lineage: Eukaryota; Fungi; Ascomycota; Sordariomycetes; Amphisphaeriales; Sporocadaceae.